CUUUUCCUCUCUCUCUCUUUCUCUCUCUCUCUCUCCUCCGCCUCUCUACCUCUUCCUCUUUCCCAUUUCCCCCUCUCCGUGCACCUUUACUAGGUAUUACCUUGGGCUUGUAGCAAAGGUACUUUACACGCACCUGAUCUGCCUUCUUUCCAACCCUCCUCAUCCCCUCCUCCACACCAACACGCUCCCAAUCCCGCUAAUCACCUACCCACCUCCAUCCAACCACUACGAGGAUCCAGACCCCCAAUACCUCCCUCUCCCUCCCUUUCUUCCCCCAAAACCUUCCCCUCGAAAACCAUUUCCAAUCUCUCAACGGUGGUGCAGGAAGAUUGAACAAAAAAAGGAAACAUAGACACUCCUACACGGCCUUUACCCAUCAACACAAACACACGCUACACAGAGAUCAUGGACCCCUCAUCACCAGCAAAGAGACGCGCCCUCGCGCCCCUGGACGCGAACGUGAACGCGAUAUCGUCGCCCACGAAGCUGCACAAACACUCCAAGCUGAGCGCCGGUCCUCAAUCGCCGCGUAAGAGCCAGAGUCCCAUCAAGGCUCUCAAUCUCAAGAGGUCCAUCGCCGCCGUCGACAUCUUUGACGAGAACGCCCUCGUUCCCAAGAAGAAGCAUUGCCAGGAUCCCGCCUCUGCUGCUGCUGCCGCUCCUGCUGCUGCUACUGAUGCUGAUGCUACCACCGCCGCCGCCGCAACCCUUGUAUCUGCUGCACCCGUAAUUGCACCUGCAUCAGCACGAGAACUUGCAUUGGCACCUGAAGCUACUUCAUCACUUCCUAUUGCCUCUGCAUCCGCGGCCGCACCGACUCCCGCGCCGGCGACCACACAGACGGAGAUGGAAAUGGACGUUGAGCCCGACGCCAUGGAGAGCCAGAACGAACAAUUACAAGAGCAGAAACAGCACAGCGAACAACAACCAGAACCAGAUGUGCAGGGCGAGGACGAGCUGCCAGAACAGCAGAGAGAGUCGCGGCACGAGACACCGCGAACCCGCUCCGCGUCCCCCGACACGUCGGCCGUGUUCGACACCUCCGCCAUGGACACGUCUCAAAACACCACCAUCCUCACCGAGCCCGAUGCAGAGCAGGCUAGGACCCUGCCGCCGCCGGGGCCGAGGAGGUUGUUGACCCGCGAGGAGGCGCGACAGAAAGCUCGGAUCCUUCGAUUGAAACUCGGACUUGCGAAUUACAAGCUCCAGACGGGGCAGGAGAACGUGCCUCUUGACAAGCUGCAGGUGAAGCCGCGACCAGGACAGCAGCAACAACAGCAAGAGACGAAGACGCAGACGCAGACGCAGACGACGGAGAGGGCCCUGCCGAGGGUCAUGGUGCAGCCGCCGUCCAGCCGCGAUGGUCCUCCCGAGAACGAGGCCGAGGAGGUCAUCGAGGAGACCGAGCCUGAACAAGAGCAGGAGACUGACGAGGCCGAAUCGGCGACGCCGACGCAGCAGGGACAGGAAGAGAAGGAAUCUAGGAGUGUGGUCGGCGCGCUGCCGCGUCUGGAGAUGGAUGACCUCAAAGCUGGCCGGGGUACCAACGACGAUGAGGAGCCGACGAGUGCUGUUUCGGGUGGUAUUGUGAGCAGUCUGCUUAGUCUGGCGAGGGGUCCGUCGUCUUCCGUUUCUACUUCGUCAUGACGGUCGCCGUCGGCGAUAUAUAUAUAUGUCAGGGUUUGGGAGUGGGAAAAGGCGUUGUGUUUUGGGGGACUUGCAUUGCAUCGUUCGGUUCGACUUAUCGUCGAGACCGCGUCUUGCAGCGGAACUUUUUUUUUUUUUUUUUU
Colletotrichum godetiae is the source of this 1790-nucleotide messenger RNA. RefSeq lists its product as uncharacterized. The record is from RefSeq and is a predicted model, not a curated record. The transcript is spliced from 3 exons. Bases 406 to 1647 code for a protein of 413 amino acids. NCBI's taxonomy places the organism in Eukaryota, Fungi, Ascomycota, Sordariomycetes, Glomerellales, Glomerellaceae.